This is a messenger RNA of Carassius gibelio (silver crucian carp), 3571 nucleotides long. RefSeq names its product lysM and putative peptidoglycan-binding domain-containing protein 1-like. NCBI's taxonomy places the organism in Eukaryota, Metazoa, Chordata, Actinopteri, Cypriniformes, Cyprinidae. The record is from RefSeq and is a predicted model, not a curated record. The coding region runs from base 390 to 1022 and encodes 210 amino acids. The transcript is spliced from 4 exons.
UCUAUUAUUUUUGUGGUUGAUGUAUUAGUUAAUGUCUGAAAUGUUCGUUUUUUGGGACGCCACUGUUAUUUAAGUGAUUUACGUUAAGUUAAAAAUAAAACGUCUGUGUAGGACCGAAUUAUUAUUAGUAACGUUAGUUGUAUUUACGUUACUGGUUAAGUGGCGUUAAAAAACUUUAUUUCGGUUCGUAAUGUCGUAACCAGUCAAUUCUAACAAUUAAAUCAGAGAUAGGUUGUUUAUUGCUGCAGACCAUUUCUUCAUUUAAAUUGACUGAUGGCAUAAGUGCAUGUUAUGUUCAGUCCUGCUGUCUUGCAUUCAGUAGCCUCAGAUGGUCAGCUGCAGUUCAUCAUAAGUCAUUAUUAAAAUAAACAAACGCUGGAGCUCGGGUCAUGUCCUCCGAUCACUCCGCGUCACUGGCCGGUACUCACGGCCUCCUCCGCGGCCAGCGCACCCGGUCCUACGGUAGCCUCGUGUCCUCUUCAUUAUCACCCGUUAGACAAAGGCGAAUUAAACAUAAAGUCCAGCCCGGUGAUACUUUGCAAGGACUGUCAUUGAAAUAUGGCGUGUCUAUGGAGCAAAUAAAAAGGGCAAACAGACUGUACACAAAUGAUUCAAUAUUCCUGAAGGAGUCCCUCUUCAUCCCCGUCUUGACAGAGUCUGUGUCAUUCACAAAUGGAGUGGAGUUGACCGAAGAUGAGACAAGUCCAGCACAGAUACACACAGAGAUUUCUAAUGAGAUCCCCAAAAGCCAAACAGACUCUAGAUGUGAAGCGAAUGCUGAUCUGUCACCAGUGGAGUACCUGAAAAAGAUAGACGGCUUGAUCAAUCAGUCCAAACAAGCAGCUGUGAAGACCUGCCACGAGGGAGAGAAACAGUUUUCAUCUAUGGAGCAGCUCCAUCACAGCAAUCUGACAUCUGACAGAGCAUCCUCCCAGCAUGCCGUUUUGGGAGCUGUUCCCAUUACAAUCACCAGACGGACCAGGAAUCUGAGGGAUAGGGAGGAUGAGAUCUUCCAGCUCUGAUCCAUUUGCCUCUUCUUCUUCUGUGAGUUUGGCACCCAAUAGAUCUCCUGUCUUCAUUCCCCUGCUCAAAGAAAGCAAGCCAGAGAAAACACAUAAUGAAGUGGAAAGAUAAAGAGCGAGAAGAAGAAAGAUAAAGAUCAAAGUUGACAACAGAAAAAGAAAAAACGCAGCUAGAUAAAGGAAUCGGAACAUUUGAAGGGAGUCGUCAAAGUUGGAUCUCUCUUCGUCAGUGCAUUUUGGUUGUGUGGUAAAUGCUCUGGUCUGCAGCCAAGCACGCUGGGUCAAUGAUGCUCCUAAUCUGGAUUCAGGCACACAUUACUGCGGUCUUGGAGGAAUCUGGACCCCACUCAUCAUUUGAGAGGCUCUUCUCAGCUGAUCUCUCCUCCAGGCAAGGAGCAUUAAUGCGAUGUGGAGGCCUCUAAUUUCCCUGUUCACAGCUGGCCUACACUUCACCCUUUGGGCCUUAUAAUGCACCCGGCGCAAUGCGACGCAAAGCGCAGUGCAAGUGUGUUGGCUAGUUUCAGUCCGGCGCCGUUUGCAUUUUUCCGUCCAGCGUCACGUCGUUUAAUUAGCAAAUGCAUUUGCACUCAUCUCUGUGCCCAUGGGCGUGCUGGUCUAAAAAAAAAAAGAGGUUUGUUCAGUUCUGUCUUUGCGUUUGCCAAAUUCUGCCGUGUAAAUAGCAAAUCCGUCAUUGCUCGAGUGCAACUGGUUUUUAAAGGGAAUGGAAUAUUAGACUCUGAUUGGUUUAUUGCAUGUUACGCCCCAAAAAAAAACAUUAAGAGAAUAGGAACAACCUGUUUCGACCCUGCGCCCGGGGGUAUACCAACCGUUUUUUCCGUCGUUAAAAUAGCAAAAGUGGAUUUUGACACUCCUUGAGUGCACCUGAGCCGUGCACUUUACACUUUAAAUAAUUGUGGAUGCUCUUUCACAAUUUCACACUUACCUUUAAUAAACUGAGUAAAGGGUUCUGCGUAUUUGGAAUGCUUAGUUUUGAUAUCUUAUGUUAAUUUUUAUAUCACUUUUUAAGUAAAUUUAUCUUGAUUACGAAUAUUUGUACUGAAAUACAAGACAAAAAUUCAGAGUAAGAAAAAUUUUUUUUAUUGCAAAAUAUCUAAACAUUCCUAGAACAAGAUGUAUUCACUGUAGAACUAAAAUUGCAUUAUAUAUAAAUAAAUAUAAAAAUAAAUUACCCCAUUUUUUCUUGUUUUAAGCCUAAAUCUAAUAAGUAUAAGAAUCUGGCAAAGUUUGUGCUUAAAAGAAGAAAUAAAAAUGGUUAAGACAAAUAAACAGUUUAAGAUAUGAAUCUUAAUAUCUUAUGCAAAUUUUCUUCUCAAGUCUUUAAAGGAUUAAAUCAUGCUUUGAUUUUUUUUUUAGACAGAUGCUAAUUAAAAGAAUGAUUAUAAAAUCUAAGAUUAUUGUAAUGUCUGAUUUAGAUGUCGAAUGAUGUGUGUGAUUUGAAUGAACAUUUUAUGUAAUUUGUACCACAGUGUAUAGUGCUGAAUCAAACUGUUCUGUUUGCAUAUUUGGGAAGAAAUCACAGUAUGUUCCUGGGAGAAGUUAUGUGUGAAAGCACCCUGAUGUUCUUGUGGAUAUUGAGUCUUCAAAAACUAAACUCAAAUGAAAAUUGAAUGAGCAGAUGAUGGGUAGAGAAUUCUCUACUCAAAUCGCUAAUUCUGAACUACUUUAAAUCAUCCUGUACUUAAGGUUGUUUUAUGCAGUUGUGUAUGUAACAAAAUAAUAAUAGUUACAGUAUAGCCUAAGUAUUUUUGGGAGAAUCUGUAGGCCUACUUUCCUUGAGUUUUUAUAUUUCUGUCAACUUUCACUUUUACUCCACUACAUUUUCCUAAUUGAAAUGUAGACUCUUAAAAAAAGGCAUUUGCUAAUGUGUAAACAAGUGUUUGCACAAACGCGGGUUUCAUUUUCCAAUUAAUUCGAGGCUGGAUAUUUUACAUUGUCAAUAUAGUAUAGUGUUAGACCUAUCUAGUAUAUCACAAAAACACAAAGUGCACUCACACUCCUCAAGAUUUGGUCUAUUAAAAUGCAUUUAGAAUCAUAAAAAUUAAAUGCAUCUGUAUUUCUUUUAUAUUUAUAUAAUUAUAUAUAUAUAUAAUUUAUUUAUAUCACACGAAGAGUGCCGUAUUUUCUUACAUAAUAAAUGUAAUAUUGAUUUUAUACAUAUAAGUUUAAUAAAGCUAGCAUUCACUGACUUUCAUUUUAAACACAAUAUUAACUAUUUUUGAUUAAUUUUGCCAACAAAAAAUGUUCCAAACAAAGAUCACAGCACUGUUUUUCCUCUUGGCAGCAACAGGAUGGCGUUUCCUUAUUGAAUGAAUUAACUUUGUGAAUGAAUCAGUUGAAUUAAUGAUUCAAUGACUCACUCAUAACACAUAGCAUUAACACGUUCCUGAUUUGAUCAGCUAUUCAAAUGAAUCAGUUGGCUGCCAACUGGUGGGUUUGAUUUCACAUUUCAUUUGUGUGUGUGUGUGUGUGUGUUUCAAAUAAUUUCAAAUUUGAAUAUGCAACAUUUUAUGUGUAAAACAAAGAAUUGU